CCUUUAAUUAAUUAUAAUCAAUUAUUUUAGUCCUUCUACUAACGGUGAUAACCAAUACAAACAGAUUUGUUAUUUCUGUCAAGGGCAAUUAUGGCACUUCACAUAAUAUUAUAUUAAAAAAAAAUCAGAUUCACGUGACAAACACAUUUCACAAGAAAUUGUUCUGUCCAAAGUAAAGUGUUGAAUUGUAAAAGUUAAGUGUUUAUAAUAUUACUUUCUAAAGCUCUUUCUCUCUCCAUGUCUUUGUAGAUUUUUAACUUCUCUUCAAAUGAGAAAAUUUAAUCAAUUCUUGAUGAAAUUUCAAGAGAAAAAUCAUAGAGGAGCUCAUAUUGGAGUGAUUUUUGCUCAAAUUAUGUCAAAUUUUGAUUUGUGUUAGCCAUUUUUUUAUUCGAGGCAGAGGUUUGGUGAGUGUUUGUAAUAACUUUUAGAAAGAAUUGCAACAGAGAUAAGGUGGUACAUCUCUCUACAUGAACAUUUAUAGAGAUCUCCACAAGCCUGCUCUCGUAAUUGAAGGACGCUUUGUAUUAGUGGUGUAACAAGAGGAGUUGCUAAAUUGUGUUCUCACAUAAGAGGGGAUGCAACUAAAGAGAAUAAUUGCUCAUCAAUCAACAAAUAGUAUGCCACUUUCAUCACUGUAUUAGAGGAUUGACAUCCUAAUGGAAGAAGGGUGGAGGGCUGAAUAUGAUUGUGUAUGAGAAAAGAUGUUAUGGAACGAUUUGUGAACUUCAUAUUUUUAGGUUUUGCUUUCGGUAUAAAAGUGUUUCUUAUUGUGAAGUGCCAUAAUUGCCCUUGACAGAAAUAACAAAUCUGUUUGUAUUGGUUAUCACCGUUAGUAGAAGGACUAAAAUAAUUGAUUAUAAUUAAUUAAAGGUUAAACCUGGGAAGUAAGAUAUCACAGGGAUCAAAAUCAAAAUAAGGCAAUAACACAAGGACUAAAACAGACGAAGAUUGACAACAAUGCCCCCAGUCAAAUUGGACAAACAACCUAAACAAGUGACUAUAAGUAAUAGAUUCAUUAAUAUUACUUUAUCAACACCAGAUGGCCAAGUCAUUGGCAUAUCAUAUGGUGGAGUUCAAAAUAUAUUAUCCAUCCAAAAUGAUGAAACCAAUAGAGGGUAUUGGGAUACUGUUUGGAGUAACACUAACCCUCGUUCAAGUUUUUCACAAAAGUUUAUAGGAACAAGUUUUGAGGUAAUAAUUCACAAUGAAAACCAGACAGAACUUUCAUUUAAAAGAAAAUGGAAUGCUUCUCAAUCAAAUCAACCUCCCUUAAACAUUGAUAAAAGGUUUAUAAUACUACGCGAUACACCAGGAUUUUAUACGUAUUCGAUCGUUGAACGUUUAAAAGGAUGGCCAAUUUCGUCUAUACAAAAUAUCAGGCUUGUGUUUAGACUUCAAACAAACAUGUUUAAUUACAUGGUUGUUUCUGAUGAGAGGCAACGUGUCAUGCCAACAGACGUGGAUCGAAACAAAGGCAAAGUUCUUGGCUACAAAGAAGCUGUUCUUCUCACUAAUCCGACUAAUCCAGAUUUAAAAGGAGAGGUGGAUGACAAGUAUUUCUAUUCAAAUGAUGAUAAAGAUGGUAAAGUUUAUGGAUGGAUUAGUAGUACUAAUCCUCCAUUAGGAUUUUGGAUGAUUAAUCCAAGUAAUGAAUAUCGUAUUGGAGGACCUCUUAAACAAGAUCUUACUACACAUGUUGGUCCAACUGUACUUACUGUAUUUUGUAGUACACAUUAUGCUGGAGAGGAUUUAGCAAUUAAAUUUGGACAAGGAGAAGCAUGGAAAAAAGUUAUUGGUCCUGUUUUUGUGUAUCUAAAUUCAAAUGCUGCAGCUAAGGCAAAUCCUUCCAUACUUUGGAAUGAUGCAAAGAAAAGAAUGAAUCAAGAAGUUGCAAGUUGGCCUUAUGAAUUUGCACUUUCAAAAGACUACAUCAAAUUUAAUCAAAGAGGAACUGUUAGAGGCCAACUAUUUGUUAAUGACAGGUUUAUCAGUAAACAAAAUGUGGCAGCAUCCAAUGCUUAUAUAGGAUUAGGGCCACCAGGAGAAGCUGGAUCUUGGCAAAGAGAAAACAAAGGUUAUCAAUUUUGGACUAAAACCGACAAUAAAGGAAACUUCAUCAUAGAAAAUGUCAUAUUCGAUACAUAUAACUUGUAUGCAACAGUUCCAGGUUUUAUCGGGGAGUACAAAUACACUUCAAAUAUAAAAGUUACUCCAGGUUCAAAUAUUAAAUUAGGUACUUUGAUUUAUAAACCUCCAAGAAAUGGAGCUACAAUUUGGGAAAUUGGUAUACCAGAUAGAACUGCUGCGGAAUUUUUUAUUCCAAAUCCACCUUCACAAUUCAAAGUUCACAAAUACAAAAAUAAUUCUGAAUCUAAAUUUAGACAAUAUGGUUUGUGGGAACAAUAUGGUGUUUUAUAUCCUAAAAAUGAUCUUGUCUACAAUGUUGGGACUAGCAAUUACUCAAAAGAUUGGUUUUAUGCUCAAGUUACUAGGAAAAUAGGAAAUAAGACAUAUAAAGGUACUUCAUGGAAAAUUAUAUUUAACCUUGCCAAUGUUAAUAUUGCCUCAAAUUACACUCUCCAAUUGGCUCUUGCUGCAGCUCAUGAAGCUGAUCUACAUGUUUAUGUCAACGAUGAAAAAAUACAAAAACCUCAUUUUUCGACAGGACAUAUAGGAGGAAGUAAUGCGAUCGCAAGACAUGGAAUUCAUGGAUUAUAUUGGCUUUAUAGCAUUGGAAUACAAGGCAAAUUGCUUGUCAAAGGAACAAACACAAUUUUUCUUGUACAAUCAAGCGGUCUCUCCCCUUUUGAAGGUGUAAUGUAUGAUUAUAUUCGUUUUGAAGGACCUCAUCAGUAAUAAGAUGGUUAUUUUCUUGGAUU
Solanum tuberosum (potato) is the source of this 2879-nucleotide messenger RNA. Its product is annotated as probable rhamnogalacturonate lyase B. Gene Ontology annotation, biological process: carbohydrate metabolic process. NCBI's taxonomy places the organism in Eukaryota, Viridiplantae, Streptophyta, Magnoliopsida, Solanales, Solanaceae. Gene Ontology annotation, molecular function: carbohydrate binding; catalytic activity. The record is from RefSeq and is a predicted model, not a curated record. The coding region runs from base 958 to 2856 and encodes 632 amino acids. The transcript has 17 exons.